Molecule: messenger RNA, 1194 nt
Organism: Raphanus sativus (radish)
Lineage: Eukaryota; Viridiplantae; Streptophyta; Magnoliopsida; Brassicales; Brassicaceae
Exons: 4
Coding region: 61-1161 (366 amino acids)
Source: RefSeq, a predicted model, not a curated record
UCCUCCUUUUUGUUUAUGGGUUUGUGAAAAAGAAAAAAAGACGAGGAGUUCAGGUUUUCUAUGGCUUCUCAUAGCUAUCCAAUUCAUGGUUUUAGUGUUCAAGGAAUCACCAAGAAGAGCCGAGCUUAUCUGGUGAAUUCUGGAGUAAGAAGACAAGAGAGCAUAAUACCUGAAAACUCUUUUGACCUGAAGAUACAACACUUGGGGGAGCCGCCGUGUAAAGCUUUUUCUUCUUUGAGAAACUGUAAUCACUUUAUGGAGUCUGACUCCAACAUGUUGAAGCACAGGCUCUUAGAUGUUCAUGAGACAAGACAAGAGGAGGUAGUUGAGUUCCUUUUAUCUACUACAGAAGACGAACUCAAAGAAAGAGGUGCUAAAAUGUCUCUGUUAUCUAACUUGAAUCAAGAACAGAUGAAGCCUCUUCUGGAUGUCAUGAUUCAUAAUCAAGAAUUCUCCAUUAACCCAGAUGCUCAAAUCCUCUUCUCAAGUAGCAGAUCUGAGUUGAACGAUAUGGUCUCCAUUGCAGCCAAGUUGAAUAAGUCAGAUAGAUGGAGAAAGCUCUCACUGCUUGUACCUCAAUCUCAGAGAUUGGACAGUGAGGUACUCAUAGAGACUCUGCAACCAGACGAGGUUAAUCUCGAUGCAGUUACUACACUAGCUCCUCAGAAAACUAAGGCCAAGCAGCCUUCACGAAAGAAACAUAAUCCGAAGCUGAGAGAUAGAGAGAAUGAUCUCUACAAAAGAAACCAUCUCCAUGCGUGUGAGAGCCUCAUCUCUUUGAUGAUAGGCAGUGAACAACAUAGACAAACCACAAUGCUAUCUCUUAAGAAAUCAUCAUCACGUGGAGAAGACCUCUCUGAGCUUUUGACUCAGCUGUCAAUAGGCUUUGCUGGAAGUGGCAUCGCCGUGUUCUUCUCUGUGGUCUGUAGUGCUGCUUCCGGGCGAGUGCCCUUUUGUGCUAACAAGGUCUUCGACGCUGGCCUUAGUUUAAGUUUGGUAUUGCUCUCGUGGGCGGUGAGUAGGCUCAGGGAAGCCAUAGUUGGUAUCAAUAGGAAAGCGAUCAAAGGCGAAGAAACAACAAAUAGAGUUGAGAGAAGAAUCAAGGAUGUUUACUUCAGAGCUGCAACAGUUAUCGUUAUGGUAGCACUUAGGUUUCAUUGAAUGUGAAAUUUGGAUUCAAAUCAAAUGUUCGCA